AUGGUCAUCGAGGAGACAAGAGAAGCACCUCAAAGAUAUGCGCCGCGCCGUUACACCAUCCAACCUGCAAACUCACCCCUGUGCGCGGACAUUCUGGAAGAACCAAUGGAGAAAUUGAAGUUCCCACUCUGCAAGUACGACGGAUCCACAGAUCCGGAGGUGCACUGCAACACGUUCGAACAACAUAUGAUGCUGUAUACAGAUUCCGAUGCCAUGUGGUGCAAGGUGUUUCCUUCUACACUCCUGGGAGUGGCGUCCGGGUGGUAUAAGGGAUUGCCAAAAGGGUCAGUGUACAAUUACCGGCAAUUGGAAGCAGAGUUCAUGCUCCGGUUUAUCAAUCGGCAGCAGAGAAAGAAAACGUCAGGAGAACUAAUGGCAGUCACCCAAAGGAGCGGAGAGUCCUUGAGAGAUUACCUUACCAGAUUCAACAACGAGUCUACCAGCAUACCAAACUUGCAACAAGAAAUAGCCGUAGUGGCCCUGAUGAGAGGAAUGAACCACUGCGAGUUCAAAAAAUAUUUGGGAAGGAAAUCCUUCACGGAUCUGGGAAGCGCACUGGUGAAGGCCCAUGAAUACAUUAAAAGCGACGAACUGAUGACAAUCCCAAACCAUUAUCAGUCGGCACCGACUAGAAAUGUCGCACCUAGGCCGGCUCAGCAGACACAACAACAACAAAGUAGGGGAUUCAGGAAGGAUGAUUAG
This is a messenger RNA of Spinacia oleracea (spinach), 702 nucleotides long. RefSeq lists its product as uncharacterized. Bases 1 to 702 code for a protein of 233 amino acids. Lineage: Eukaryota; Viridiplantae; Streptophyta; Magnoliopsida; Caryophyllales; Amaranthaceae. The record is from RefSeq and is a predicted model, not a curated record. The transcript has a single exon.